AUGUCGAUGAUCAUCGUGUUCAGGAAAACUGAAGCAAAGAUGAUUGAAGUUAUUGCCAUUGAUGUUUCUAACAAGUUGAACAAUUUCGCACCAUCAAGUGAUUUCAACGGAUUAAUUGGGAUGGAAUCUUACACAACAGAAAUGGAACCGUUGUUACAGCUAGAUUCGAAUGAGGUGAGAAAAAUAGGGAUCUUGGGUCCACUUGGAAUUGGUAAGACAACCAUUGCUAGAUAUCUGUUCAACCAACACUCCCAAGAUUUCCAACUGAGCGUCUUUAUGGAUAAUAUCAAAAGAAACUACCAGGCAGCAGCAGCUUUUUCCGAUGACUAUAGUGUGAUGUUGGAUUUACAAAAGCAGUUUAUGUCUCAACUAACCAAUGAGGCAUGUAUUAAGGUUCCACAUUUGGGAGUUGUCAAAGACAGGUUGAAAGACAAGAAAGUUCUUGUUGUCCUUGAUGAUGUGGAUCAGUUAAUACAACUGGAAGCCAUGGCAAAAGAAACUUGUUGGUUUGGUCCUGGGAGUCGGAUUAUCAUCACAACCCAAAAUCAAAAGAUUUUAAAAGCAAGUGGGAUCAACCAUAUAUACAAGGUCAAUUUACCAUCAAAUGAUGCAGCCCUUCAAAUGUUCUGCAUGUAUGCUUUUGGUCAGAAAGACCCUAAGGAUGGUUUCACAGAGCUUGCUUGUGAAGUUAGGAGUCUUGUAGGUAGACUUCCAUUGGGGCUAAGGGUUAUGGGAUCAUAUUUUCGGGGAAUGUCCGAGCAAGAUUGGAUAGAGGCACUACCGAGGUUAAGGAGGCACCUUGAUCGAGAUGGAGAAAUUGCCAGCAUUUUAGAGUUUAGUUAUGAUGCCUUACGUGAUGAAGAUAAAAGUUUAUUUCUUCAUAUAGCCUGCUUUUUCCAUUAUGAAAAAGUUGAUAUAGUAGAAGGCUAUCUAGAAAAAUGUUAUUUGGAUGUGAGACAUGGGCUUCACGUCCUAGCUGAAAAAUCUCUCAUAUCUAUAGACUCGGGAAGGACAAAUAUGUCUAAUUUGCUAAUCCAACUGGGAAGAAAAAUAAUGCGAGAACAGUCUGAUAUUGAGCCUGGAAAUCGUCAAUUUUUGAAUGAUGCCAUCGAUGUUGGUGAAGGGCUCAUUUAUGAUAAAGCCGUAAGUAUUGAGAUUGGUAAUUUCAUUGCAGUGCUCUUUACAGAUUUGAUAUUGUUUAAUAACUAA
This is a messenger RNA of Brassica napus (rape), 1209 nucleotides long. Its product is annotated as disease resistance protein TAO1-like. Gene Ontology annotation, biological process: defense response. The transcript has a single exon. Lineage: Eukaryota; Viridiplantae; Streptophyta; Magnoliopsida; Brassicales; Brassicaceae. Gene Ontology annotation, molecular function: ADP binding. The record is from RefSeq and is a predicted model, not a curated record. Bases 1 to 1209 code for a protein of 402 amino acids.